Molecule: messenger RNA, 772 nt
Organism: Cryptomeria japonica (Japanese cedar)
Lineage: Eukaryota; Viridiplantae; Streptophyta; Pinopsida; Cupressales; Cupressaceae
Product: pathogenesis-related protein PR-1-like
Exons: 1
Coding region: 73-573 (166 amino acids)
Source: RefSeq, a predicted model, not a curated record
AAAAUUCAAUUUAGUUGAUAACAAUUGUUCUCAACUUGUUAGCAGUAUUGUGAGAUUAGAAGUUUUAUUGUGAUGAAGAUGGGUCGAUUUUGCCAGCUAGUCCUGAUGCUGUUGGUGGUGGGCUUAUUAGGCGGUGUGGAAGGCUCAUUAACAAGUUCAGUAGCCGUGAAGCAAUUCCUUGAUCCCCAGAACAAGGCGAGACAAGCCGUUGGAGCUCCCCCGCUUACAUGGAACCGCACGGUUGCUGCUUAUGCUAGUAAUUAUGCUAGACAAAGAAGAAGUGACUGCCUCCUUCAACAUUCAGAAGGUUCGCCCUAUGGUGAAAAUAUAUUUUGGGGCGAAGGUCCAAAGUGGACUCCUCUGCAGGCGGUGAAUGCUUGGAUUGAUGAAAGGAAGUGGUAUAUUCAUGCCAAUAACACUUGCACAGGCCCAGAUUGCUCACACUAUACUCAGAUUGUGUGGGCUACAACCACAAGUGUUGGGUGUUCUAUUAUAAAAUGUAAGAGCAGGGACACAUGGGUUAUAUGCAGCUAUGAUCCCCCGGGCAACUAUAUUGGUGAUAGGCCUUAUUGAUGGGCUAAGAAUGGGUGCGUAUACUUGUUUGUUGUUGUAUUGGUUGCACCAAAAGUCUAUCACUUGUUGGUAACAAAAAGAUAGUAUUCAUAGGGUAUUGAAUAUUGAAGACUCAUAGAUUUAUCCCUAUUCGUAUGAUAAGGAAUUGUGAUAAUGAAAUUGUUAAUGUAAACUUCGGUAUGUGUAAUAAUCAAUUAUA